Molecule: messenger RNA, 246 nt
Organism: Scheffersomyces stipitis CBS 6054
Lineage: Eukaryota; Fungi; Ascomycota; Pichiomycetes; Serinales; Debaryomycetaceae
Source: RefSeq, a predicted model, not a curated record
UCUUUCGCCCCUAUACCCAAAUUCGACGAUCGAUUUGCACGUCAGAACCGCUACGAGCCUCCACCAGAGUUUCCUCUGGCUUCACCCUAUUCAGGCAUAGUUCACCAUCUUUCGGGUCCCAACAGCUAUGCUCUUACUCAAAUCCAUCCGAAGACAUCAGGAUCGGUCGAUGAUGCACUCAAAAGAGCUCUCACCUACGUUCACUUUCAUUACGCGUACGGGUUUUACACCCAAACACUUGCAUAG